CCUCCCUCCCUCGUCGGGCUGAGGCGAAGAAAGGGGCCGGCCUCGUCCGGGUUACGGUGGCCGGGCGGGGCCAGGCGGCGCCCGAAGCGAAAGCGAGGAGAAGGAGGGCUGGCUGCCCCUGCCUCGCUCCCUCCCUCCCUCCUCCGCCUCUGCGCGCGGCGGGCGCCGGUCCCGGCCGGACCCGGGGCUUGGCAGGCAGGCAGGCAGGCAGGCAGGCAAGAUGCUGGAAGCGGCCGGGCCGGACCCGGAGCUGGACCCGGAGGACCUGGUGCACUUCUCGGUGGGGGACCUGCCCAGCCGGGGCUACGGGGUGAUGGGCGAGAUCCGGAGGCAGGGGAAGCUCUGCGACGUCACCCUCAAGGUCGGGGACCACAAAUUCAGCGCCCACCGGAUUGUCUUGGCGGCCUCCAUCCCUUACUUCCACGCCAUGUUUACAAACGACAUGAUGGAGUGCAAGCAAGAUGAAAUUGUCAUGCAGGGCAUGGAUCCAAGCGCACUGGAAGCUCUGAUCAACUUCGCCUACAAUGGGCACUUGGCAAUUGACCAGCAGAACGUCCAGUCCUUGCUGAUGGGGGCAAGUUUCCUGCAACUGCAAAACAUCAAGGAUGCCUGUUGCUCAUUCCUCAGAGAGAGGCUUCACCCAAAAAACUGCCUGGGCGUGCGCCAGUUUGCCGAAACUAUGAUGUGUGCCGUACUCUACGAUGCUGCCAACAGCUUCAUCCACCAGCACUUUGUGGAGGUUUCUGUGUGCGAAGAGUUCCUGGCCUUGCCCUUGGAAGACGUCCUGGAGCUGGUCUCGAGGGAUGAGCUCAACGUUAAGUUAGAGGAGCAGGUCUUCGAAGCCGCUCUGGCCUGGGUGAGGUACGACCGCGAGCAUCGAGAGCCCUUCUUGCCGGAGCUCCUCUCCAAAAUCCGCCUGCCUCUUUGCCGACCCCAGUUCCUUGCGGACCGUGUCCAGCAGGACGACCUCGUCCGCUGUUGCCACAAGUGCAGGGACCUCGUGGAUGAAGCAAAGGAUUACCACCUCAUGCCAGAGCGACGGCCGCACCUCCCAUCUUUCAAAACCCGCCCCCGUUGCUGCACCUCCAUCGCAGGCCUGAUCUAUGCCGUGGGAGGCCUCAACUCAGCAGCAAAUUUCUAUGCAGGCGACUCCCUGAACGUGGUGGAAGUCUUCGACCCCAUUGCCAACCACUGGGAGAAGUGCCAGCCAAUGACGACGGCCCGCAGCCGGGUGGGCGUCGCCGUGCUGAACGGGCUCUUGUACGCCAUUGGUGGAUACGACGGGCAGCUGAGACUGAGCACCGUGGAAGUUUACAACCCAGAGACAGAUUCCUGGUCCAAAGUGGGCAGCAUGAACAGCAAACGAAGUGCCAUGGGGACAGUUGUGCUGGAUGGGCAGAUCUACGUCUGUGGUGGAUACGACGGCACCUCCUCCCUCAACUCCGUGGAGGCCUAUUCACCUGAGACAGACAAGUGGAUGGUGGUCACCCCCAUGAGUUCGAACCGCAGUGCAGCUGGCGUCACCGUAUUCGAAGGCAGGAUAUUUGUAUCUGGCGGGCACGACGGACUGCAGAUCUUCAACAGCGUGGAAUACUACAACCACCACAUGGCUUCCUGGCACAACGUUUCCAGCAUGCUCAACAAGCGCUGCCGUCACGGCGCUGCCUCCCUGGGCAGCAAGAUGUUCGUCUGCGGCGGCUACGACGGCUCUGGCUUCCUUAGCAUCGCCGAAGUCUACAACUCCAUGGCGGACCAGUGGUACCUGAUCGUCUCCAUGAACACCCGGCGCAGCCGCGUCUCCCUUGUGGCGAACUGUGGCCGCCUCUACGCCGUGGGAGGCUACGACGGACAGUCCAACCUGAGCUCCGUAGAAAUGUACGACCCGGAAACCAACCGCUGGACGUUCAUGGCCCCCAUGGUGUGCCACGAGGGAGGGGUGGGGGUGGGCUGCAUACCGCUCCUGACUAUCUGAGCGGAGGGCGGGAGGUGGCACGAGCCUGCGGCGCCCGAAAGCCAGGACUUCCGGAGCCAGGAGUCUGCAGGGGUGAUCUGCAGAGAGACUCGACUUCUACCGGGCGAGGGACAUCAUUUCCUGGUGCUUGGGCCAUCAUCGUUUGGGAAGCGCACAAACAGCCCCAUGGAUCAGGGCCACGUGGCCGUUGAGCGAGGUCCCCCAGUGUCACGAGAGUUUGGAGAUUUCAGGCCGUGUGAAUGAAGCCUCACCCGCCUCUUC
Messenger RNA from Podarcis raffonei (Aeolian wall lizard), 2233 nucleotides. RefSeq names its product kelch like family member 18 (gene KLHL18). Bases 221 to 1972 code for a protein of 583 amino acids. The transcript has 10 exons. Gene Ontology annotation, molecular function: protein binding. The record is from RefSeq and is a predicted model, not a curated record. Lineage: Eukaryota; Metazoa; Chordata; Lepidosauria; Squamata; Lacertidae.